AUGGCCUCCUCGACGACCACCCAUCAGCCUUCCACGGCGCCCCAGAGCCCUCCACAACACAGCAACACGUCGACGUCGCGGCCGUCGAGCACUUCAGACGCCUUGUCGUCUAGCCCCGUAGAGAUGCGAACUCUCCCAUCCUCGUCCACAACACCGCCACCCGCAAACAACACUGCGCAAUCCCCAGACACGCCCAUUACUACCCAAAUCGCCGCUACCAACCCACAUAUUGACGCCAUGGAGCCCUCAGAAGCCGCGUCACCCGCCUCGCCCACCGCCGCGAAGCCUGCGCCGCCCACUGACCUCAGCCGCUCGGAGACGGAAGCCAUAGGACCGUCGACGGAUACGCCUGCGCUCGACCCAGACAAUUCAAAUGGGCCGACGCUGGUCAUUAUGCUGCUGCUCACCACGGGUGCACGACAUCCCUACAAGAUUGACGAAAAGUAUCUCAAAAAGCGCAAUGUCACCGUUGAGGCCAUGGACCCCUAUAACAUCAGUGUAUAUACUUUGAAGGAGCUCAUCUGGCGCGAUUGGCGGGAAGGGUUAACGCAGGUUCCCCCAUUUCUUCCCGUCGCAUGCGCAAUGCACGCAAAGUGUCGCAUGACGUUCACCAUGUCUGCUGCCUUUGCCAUAUGCGGCAACAUCUCCACACCCAGUCAUGAAUGGGAAACCCGACCAACAUCCCCAAGUUCAAUACGACUGAUCCAUUUCGGCCGCAUGCUCGACGACAAAUCGCCCCUCAAAGAAUGCCGUUUCCAAACCGACACCCCCAACGUCGUGCACAUGACGGUCAAGCCGCAAGAAGUCGUCGACGACGAGGAAAACGCAAAGUCGGGCAAGGGGCCGAGUCGGAGAGAUGGCGAGGAUGAACCUACGGCGGGCUGUCGGUGCACCAUUUUAUAA
Molecule: messenger RNA, 903 nt
Organism: Plenodomus lingam JN3
Lineage: Eukaryota; Fungi; Ascomycota; Dothideomycetes; Pleosporales; Leptosphaeriaceae
Source: RefSeq, a predicted model, not a curated record